CAGAGAAAAGAGCAUAAAGCAUAAAAGCCACUAAAAGAUAAAAGCUGGUUGGCACAAAAAGCGACUCUCUUUCCCCCUUUCACCCCAACCCAUUCCCCAUUCCCCCCCUCUCUGCAAAUCCUUUCCCUCAAAUCUGCCUUAAACACCUCCAUUUUCAAAACCUCCACUCAACUGCAGGGUAGGUGGGUGUGUUUUGCUCCGCUUCAUCAUUAAAAAACAUCAUACUUCCCAAUAGAAUCAUCCCAUGUUGGACAACAACAACGUUACUGCUACCAAUGAGGCGACGCCCGGCCCUUCUUCUUCCUCCGAUGCAGCUUUGACGGCGGCGCCGGCGCCGCAGAAUGGGGCCAAACGGAAGCGGAGGCCGGCUGGGACUCCGGAUCCGGAUGCGGAAGUGGUGUCGCUGUCGCCGAGGACGCUGCUGGAAUCGGACAGAUACGUGUGCGAGUUUUGCGGGCAGGGGUUCCAGCGGGAGCAGAAUCUGCAGAUGCACCGGCGGCGGCACAAGGUGCCGUGGAAGGCGUCAAAGCGGGGGGCGGAGACGGCGGCGGCGGGGAAGAAGAGGGUGUAUGUUUGCCCGGAGCCGAGCUGCUUGCACCACGAUGCGCGUCACGCGCUGGGGGAUCUGGUGGGGAUAAAGAAGCACUACCGGAGGAAACACAGUAAUAGCAAGCAGUGGGUGUGCGAGAAGUGCUCCAAAGGCUACGCCGUCCAGUCGGAUUAUAAGGCGCAUCUCAAGACGUGUGGGACUCGCGGCCAUUCUUGCGACUGCGGCCGUGUUUUUUCCAGGGUGGAGAGUUUUAUAGAGCACCAAGAUGCAUGCGCAGCUAAACGAAACAAUGGUACCGAUACACAACAACCAUUACUAGUACUGCAUCAGCCAAUUUGCUCAUCCACAACACCCUCCGCCACCAGUCCUUCAAGCGACACAAAUUUCAGCACCGCCGUGCCGCCAUUGCCAACACCAACACCGCUAACAAUUCCCCCUCCCCCUCCUGCAGAGCCGCCAAUAAGCGACUCGCAUCACAAAAAACACACCCGCUUGGAGCUCCAGCUCCUGCCAUCCUCACCCGCGUUUCCGGCGCUUGAAGAUAAUCACGCCACCGGGUUGAACCUGUCGAUCGGAGGCGCAGGGCGGAAAAGCGGUGCGGCGGUGAUGAGCGAGGAAGUGAGAAUGGCGAUGGCUGAGAAGUCGUACGCGGAGGAGACGAGGCAAGACGCGAGAAGGCAGACGGAGUUAGCGGAGCUGGAAUUCGCGAGCGCGAAGAGGAUUAGAGAGGCGGCUAAGGCGGAACUGGAGAAAGCUCAGGUUUUGAAGGAGCAAGCGGCGGAGAAGAUCAGUGCUAUAAUGCUGGAAAUUACGUGCCGUGCCUGCAAGCAAAAGUUGUCGGAAGAUAAUGCUGGUUUUAGGCUUAGAUUGGAUGGCUAGCUUGUUCACUUCCAUCUAUGCUCUAAUUUUUGUGUUCAUUUUUUGUUGUUGUGAAACAAUAACUCUGGUAAAGCUGAUAAUUAACAUUGGGAUGCAGGUAGUGUAGUUGAAGAUAAACUAUUGAAGAUCUUAUUUAUUUUCAACAAGUUGACCUCACAUAUUAGUGUCAACCCCGUCAAGUUAGUCCGGUUAUUAGUUUAGGAACCAUAAAGUUUUAAAUU
This is a messenger RNA of Ipomoea triloba (trilobed morning glory), 1650 nucleotides long. RefSeq names its product zinc finger protein SHOOT GRAVITROPISM 5. The record is from RefSeq and is a predicted model, not a curated record. Gene Ontology annotation, molecular function: DNA-binding transcription factor activity. NCBI's taxonomy places the organism in Eukaryota, Viridiplantae, Streptophyta, Magnoliopsida, Solanales, Convolvulaceae. The transcript is spliced from 3 exons. Gene Ontology annotation, cellular component: nucleus. Bases 245 to 1429 code for a protein of 394 amino acids.